CCGGGCCGCGCGCUGAGGAGCCGCCCGGUCGCCUGCGCGCUCCCUCCGGCGGCGUCCCCAGCCCGCGGCCCCUCUGCUGCCGGCCCCCGGCUCGCCGGCUGCGGGAGUGGCCUCAAGAUGGAUGAAGACGGCGGCGGCGAGGGUGGUGGCGUGCCUGAAGACCUCUCAUUAGAAGAGAGAGAAGAACUUCUAGACAUUCGUCGAAGAAAAAAGGAACUUAUUGAUGACAUUGAGAGGCUGAAAUAUGAAAUUGCAGAGGUGAUGACAGAGAUCGACAAUCUAACUUCCGUAGAGGAGAGCAAAACGACUCAGAGGAACAAACAGAUAGCCAUGGGAAGAAAGAAAUUCAACAUGGAUCCCAAAAAGGGAAUUCAGUUUCUAAUAGAAAAUGACCUGCUACAGAGUUCCCCAGAAGACGUCGCCCAGUUCCUUUAUAAAGGAGAAGGCCUAAAUAAGACCGUCAUUGGGGACUACCUGGGUGAAAGGGAUGAAUUUAAUAUUAAAGUUCUUCAAGCCUUUGUUGAACUCCAUGAGUUUGCUGAUCUCAACCUUGUACAAGCCUUAAGGUAAGUAUGAUCAUUUGCUGGGUGUAGAGUGGAUGGGGAAGGCCAGAGGACCACUGCCUGGGCAGCAGUGGCGGUGAAUUGACUCCAGGUAACUUGGUGCCACACGAGUCUCACAGAUGCUGGCUCCUUUUCCGGAUGAUCCAGCUAAUGCUGUGUGACACUGAGCAGCCCUAGACAGGAAUUGGGGCACACGCUUAAGAUAAGGGCCGUGCUUUCCUCACUGUGGCCGCUGAUGCUCCUUCCAUUCCGUUUCCUUUUAUUUGUAAUGGUGUAUGGCAGUAGUCGAGUGCCUUGUUCCCAAGCUCUGUAUGGCGUGGCGUUGGUGCUCCAUGGGGUUACUUCCUUCCACACUUGACCCAAAGCACCAAACGCAUGGAUACCUGAGUGUGCCAGAGAGGAUGUAGGUGUCUCGCCAUUUUGGUGUCUGGGACACACUCCCUGGAUGCCCCCUUGAGCUGCCCUUCCUGCACGUUGUCUUCCUCCUGCUCUGCAAGCAGGAAGUUGUCUCGCUUCCUUCCUUGGUGCCCUGGCUGAGUCGCGUGGGCUCUUCAUCUGUUCUGGGCCUUGACCCUGAGCCAGCACUCAGCAGCAUCCGGGGGAGAGGAGGCAGGGCUUCUGGUGGGAGUCGCCUCAGCCGGCCCUUGGACUAAGAAAAUCAGGCCGCACCUCGUCAUCUUCUCAAAUCUUCGGCUUCAUACCUUGUUCUCGUUUACGUGGACUGUUUGCUCAUGGCCUUACCUCAACUGCAGACUGCAAUGUUGGCAGCGUUUUUGUGGGACCCUCGUGAUGUUGUGCUCACAGCGCAGCCUGGGGCUGAACAGUGCGCUGAGAGUUCGCAACAUAUAAGAAUCCUGCAGCCGCAGUUCAGGCUUAUCAGAUUGCGUUUCUGGAAGCUGUACAUCCAGAGAAGGGUGCAGGCCUGGCAGUUCUUAUGGAGCUUCAGGCUGCCCGGGGAGGCGCAGAAGAUUGAUCGCAUGAUGGAGGCUUUCGCUUCUCGCUACUGCCUGUGCAACCCCGGGGUCUUCCAGUCCACAGACACGUGCUACGUGCUGUCAUUCGCCAUCAUCAUGCUCAACACCAGCCUCCACAACCACAACGUGCGUGACAAGCCCACGGCAGAACGGUUCAUCGCCAUGAACCGCGGCAUCAACGAGGGCGGGGACCUCCCUGAGGAGCUGCUGAGGAAUUUGUAUGAGAGCAUUAAGAACGAGCCAUUUAAGAUCCCGGAGGACGACGGGAACGACCUGACCCACACCUUCUUCAACCCCGACCGCGAGGGCUGGCUCCUGAAGCUGGGAGGGCGUGUGAAGACCUGGAAGCGCCGGUGGUUCAUCCUGACCGAUAACUGCCUCUAUUACUUUGAAUACACAACAGAUAAGGAGCCCAGGGGAAUCAUCCCGUUGGAAAACCUCAGCAUCAGGGAGGUGGAGGACCCCCGGAAACCCAACUGUUUUGAGCUCUACAAUCCCAGCCACAAAGGGCAGGUCAUCAAGGCCUGUAAGACUGAGGCCGACGGCCGCGUGGUAGAGGGGAACCAUGUGGUGUACCGGAUCUCAGCCCCGAGCCCGGAGGAGAAGGAGGAGUGGAUGAAAUCCAUCAAAGCCAGUAUCAGCAGAGAUCCCUUCUAUGACAUGUUGGCAACGAGGAAACGAAGGAUUGCCAAUAAAAAAUAGCUUUCCUGGCUAAAAGACCCAGGUAAAAGACCCAACCCCAGCAGAAAGACACCGCGGGCGGCCCCUCCGCGGAAGGCGUGGCAGGGAGGCAGUCGCCCUGCGGUGCAAGCUGCUGCUCCAGAGCAUACCGUGGCCCAGGUGGUAUCCCCAAGGCCUCGUGCCGUGGCUGGGGUCCUGGGAGGUGGUCGCCCUGCAGUGCAAGCUGCUGCUCCAGAGCGUACCGUGGCCCAGACUGAUCCUCGAGGCCUCCUGCCGUGGCUGGGGUCAUGGUCGGCUGCGCAUGUCCAGAAGCAUUUCCUUCCUGCGACCAUCCCGGCGCCCCUAGGGGGAGAAGCCAGGACAGCAGCUUCCGCUGUCUCCACAGCAGACACGGGACGGAUUCCACAGACGGGAGCCUCAUUCGUACCAUGCCAAACGCAUUCACUCGGGGCAGUAUUAACCGUUCUAGAAAGCCACUGUUUUAUAGCAAAACAGGAAAGGAAAAGCUACCAGUUUUUUAUUCAGAAUUUUUCUCAGAUAUAUAGGAUUAUAGCUUUUAUAUGCCUUUUUAUAUUCUGAAAUUAUAACAAAAGAUACUUUCUAACAGUAGUAUUUUUAGAAUGGCAGCUAUAAAGUUAACUCCUGGACACAAGUAUAUACUGUGCACUGAAAAAAUAUCCAUCUACACAGCACCCAAGGGGAGGGCUGGGGGCACCGGCACGGGGGCAGCGUGCAGCCCUGCCCUGUCAGGCUGUCAGACAAGCCCCGGGGGGCAGCAGGUGGGCUCGGGACGGGCUGGGGGAGGGACGGCCAUGGCACUUGGGGGCUCCAGGGUGACUCCCAUGAGGCCUCCCUUCAACCAGGCUUUUUGGCCCCACAAAUACUUUAAGCAAAUCAUUAAAAUUAUAACAGUUAAUGGUUUGGGGGUGUUUAGGCUGUAACUGCUAACUCCUAGGAAACAGCCUUUUCCCUGGACACAGAUGGUCCAUACGCUGAGCCACGUGAAACUGCUGAUGUUUUGUUUAGAUGCACACACAUGGCAGCGUUUCAUACAGGUCAGCAGGUUAGACCGGCUUUUGACCAUAUUCAUCGCUAUUUAAAACCUGUGGCAAAAUGAACGCUUAUUUUACAGACUUUCUAAUUUGACCAGAUUUCUUAAUGAAUAGACACAGAAUUAACUAAAAACAGUCUCACCCCAUGUAGUGCGCCGUGUCCUGAGAGAGGUGCCCUCCCUACGAGGAGGGAAGAACAGGCCCUGGGGUGCAGAGGCCCGGCACGUAGAGAACCCAGAUAGACGCCGGUGGUGGAACUGGUCAAACUCCACGCCCGCCUGGGAGGUUGUCAGGUUGCUGUGGAUGUAAGGAUAGGAGGUGCCCAGUGCUCCGCUCAAGGAAGGCUGGAUCUGGGCCCCACCUACAGAGAGGGCUCAGGGCUGGACCGGGGGCAUUGUGUGCUUGGGCCGACCCGGGCCGGUGGCAGACGCUGUUCUCUGUCGGGAGAUUUGCGUCCCCAGGACCCUGUUACACAGUGGGCUGUUGGGUUGGUGGCUGGCUUUUCCUCUAUGGACUUCCUCUUCCUGCCCCACCUGCAUAGGCACACACACCUUGAAUCUGCACCCUCUGGAGGGCAUCUGUACUCCUGUGCAAAAUGCCCAGUCCAGAGACAAAACCUCAGACUUUGUGCACCUAGGUUUCCUUCUCAGCAGCGGAGACUGUUCUUUGAGUUGCCUUGAAGUGGAGGCCGAGCGGCUGCGGGCCCUUCGCCUCCCUGCGGCUGACCUUGAUGUAGCUUUAAGUCACACUAGACUGCAGAGGGGUCCGAGGCCAGAAACCCCUGUCCUGCAUCAGACUUUCAUUCCCACGUUCUUAGGCUUUGUUACUGAUACCUCAAAUCGGAAGUUUUAGUUCUGAGAAAGGCAAGUCAGCGUUCUUGAAAUGCCUGACUGGUAGAUAUGCAACUCUGGCCUCCAGUCUUCCAUGAAAAUAAAUGCUGCCUGGACCCCCACCCAGACCACACACUGACGGCCGGCUCCGGCGGUGCCCACCCCUCAGGCUGGCCCGGCACCCAAGACUGGCCACAGCCAGCUCUGUCAGCAUGUUGUGCUCGGACAAGCUGUUUCCUUCUUCUGACCAACCCAGGUGUGACCUGGGGAUGCAGAGCUUUCUGUUUUGGGUGUUGGGAGAAGCAGCAGGAAGGAGUCGCCAGAUGAUCAAGCUCCCCCUUUGCUGUCAUCUGUGAAUGAGCUUCGCCAGGUGGUGGGCACCUGGGAGCCAUGCAGAGGCUGUGGUGCUGAGUUAGACUCCAGGUACUUUGUGGUCAAAGGAAAUCGCCUAGCUCCAGGCUGUGUUAGGACAGUAUUAGCAUGAAGGCUGUGCGACCAUCAUGCCUGCUGAUCCUUGAGGCAGGCCUGGUCCAGAAAACUCUGGGUCAGUGACUGCGCAGGGCCAGCCGCUACCAGGACGGCCCUGAAACAGGACACAUCUGUUUUUUGUCCCUCACCCUGGGCAGGCCGCGUCACAAUCACAGUCCUCCUCCUCCCCACCCUGACGUCUGAGCGCAGGGCUUGAAUUGUUAGUCCCAACUCUGGCCAAAGAUACUUUUUUCCAGAGACAGAGGCCAGGAGGCAGUGAGGGGAGCCCCGCGGGGAGGCGGCGGCGACUGCCACAGCCCUUCCAGCCUGUCUUGCUGGCCGCCCUGGUUCAUAUUUGAGUUUAAUUGUACUGACCCUGGACCCAGAUAAGCAGCAACUUUGUGUCUUUGGGGUCACAGAACAUUUUGGGGCAGUUUAAUGUGGUACCAAACUGAAAAUAGGAGCUAUUUAUAGAUGGAGCAGCACUUAGUGCUUCAUAGAAAGCAAUGCCUAUUUUUAAAGUUACAAACGCAGAUAUCUACAUAGAUAUGCUUUGCUGAGAAGUUAGGUCUGUGGUAGACCAGAAACCACAAAUUGACUUUUUUUCUUAGAAAAUAUUUCUAUUUGCGGUAAAUAUAGUAAUAUGUAAAUAAUGUACAUCUGUUGAUUUCUGGAGUGUCUGUUAUUCAAUGAUGUAUAUACUCCCACAGCUCGCAUGAAGGAACAGCCUCUAUUGAUACUUGGUUGUAAAGUGAAGUAAGAUUGGAGGGUGGAUGGCUGUCAGAGCUCUUGCAGAUACUGUGUUCACUAAAUAAAAAUCACAUGUAUUGUUAAAA
This is a messenger RNA of Homo sapiens (human), 5404 nucleotides long. It is a transcript of the gene CYTH3, whose product is annotated as cytohesin 3. NCBI's taxonomy places the organism in Eukaryota, Metazoa, Chordata, Mammalia, Primates, Hominidae. The coding region runs from base 1295 to 2239 and encodes 314 amino acids. The transcript has 13 exons. The record is from RefSeq and is marked reviewed. Gene Ontology annotation, molecular function: phosphatidylinositol-3,4,5-trisphosphate binding; guanyl-nucleotide exchange factor activity. Gene Ontology annotation, biological process: regulation of ARF protein signal transduction. Gene Ontology annotation, cellular component: Golgi membrane; ruffle; adherens junction.